Messenger RNA from Chenopodium quinoa (quinoa), 792 nucleotides. RefSeq lists its product as uncharacterized. The transcript has 3 exons. The coding region runs from base 1 to 792 and encodes 263 amino acids. Lineage: Eukaryota; Viridiplantae; Streptophyta; Magnoliopsida; Caryophyllales; Amaranthaceae. The record is from RefSeq and is a predicted model, not a curated record.
AUGCAACAUGGGAAGGUUGUAGCUUAUGCAUCAAGGCAGCUCAAGCAACAUGAACAGAAUUACCCUACUCAUGAUUUGGAGCUAGGAGCUGUAGUGUUUGCUCUCAAGAUCUGGAGACACUACUUGUAUGGUGUGAGAUGUAAGGUGUAUACAGACCACAAGAGUCUUAAAUACAUAUUCACACAGAAUCAUUUGAAAAUGAGGCAAAGGAGAUGGAUUGAGGUGCUAACCGACUACAACCCGGACAUUCUAUAUCACGAAGGAAAGGCGAACAAGGUAGCUGAUGCUUUGAGUAGGAAGAUAAGUCAUACAGUGAACUUGAUGAUUUUAGCCAAGGAACUUUGUGAAGAAUUUAGGAAGUUGAACUUGGAGGUUGUGGAAUAUGGCCAGGUGAACGUUCAGUUGAAUGCAAUGUCAGUCAAACCUACCAUGUAUGAUGAGAUUCGUGAGAAGAAAAUGUUAGAUGAGUGGUUGACCAACGUGAGAAAGAUGAAAGACGAAGGAGCAACAACUGAGUUUGAUGUAGAUGAUAGUGGAGCAGUGAAAUACAAAGGGAGAUGGUGUAUUCCUAAAAAUGAAGAUCUUAAAAGGAAUAUUUCCCCUUUAAGUCAUAUCUUAAAAGUGAAAUGCGUAAGAUAUGGAACUGAGAUUGAAUUUAAGCGAUGCAUUGUGGUUCUCUUUCCCAGGGAUGUUGGUGAGUUGAAUAAUGAUUGUGGACACAACUUACACAAUUCGGGAACAAGUAGAUGUAUAGGUGCAGCUGCAUUACCUCAUCCAAAAGUAGGGAUGUAG